Mycena citricolor is the source of this 2703-nucleotide messenger RNA. NCBI's taxonomy places the organism in Eukaryota, Fungi, Basidiomycota, Agaricomycetes, Agaricales, Mycenaceae. The record is from the annotation of a GenBank genome assembly.
AUGGUCAAAACAUCGAUCGCGGAGAAGGCCGAUAUCAUCUUCUCCGGCGCGGGACUGCCGCUCGACCUGCCGUCCUACUUACAGCGGGAGAGCACCACGAAACUGGUGCCCAUCGUCUCUUCGGCCCGCGCGGCGAAGAUCAUCUGCGAAAAAUGGAAAGCGAACUACGACUACCUGCCCGACGCCAUCGUCGUCGAAGGUCCGAAAGCGGGCGGUCACCUCGGCUAUAAAAACAACCAGAUCGACGACGCCAACUACUCGCUGGAACACAUCGUUCCGGAAGUGGUCGCCGAAGCGCGGCAUUUCGAAAAGCUCUACGGCCGCCGCAUCCCGGUGAUCGCCGCCGGAGGACUCUAUACCGGCGAAGACAUCUCCGGAUCAUGGAACUCGGCGCCGACGGUGUGCAGCUCGGCAGCAAACAUCGAAAUCAUCGCCAGCCCCGUAGGAAUGCCGGGGCGCGCGAUCGCCGGGGAGUUCAUCCGCCGGUUGCGCGAAGGGCUGACCCGUCCGAAGAAAUGUCCGUUCCACUGCAUCAAGACCUGCGACUACACCAAAAGUCCCUACUGCAUUAUCAUGGCGCUGUACAAUGCGGCCAAAGGCAACCUCCCGCGGAUACGCUUUCGCAGGAGCCAAUGCGUUCCUGUCCAAAAGAUCACGAGCGUCCGCGAAACGAUCGCUUCGCUACAGGCCGAGUUCCGCGCGGCGGAACUGCGCCGCAAACGCGGCCCGCUUUAUGAAGGGAAACCGUUCGCAAAAUUACCCGGUACUGGAAAUGAGCUGCGCGUCCUGCGCCAUGAGCGUCGAACAAACCGUGCGGAAACUGCCCGGAGUCACCGACGCAUCGGUGAAUUUCGCAUCCAACCGGCUGUCGGUCGGAUUCGACGAAUCGCAGAUCACGCCGCAGCAGAUCCGCGCCGCCGUCCAGGCUUCGGGAUACGACCUGAUCAUCGACGAACAGGGCGGAGAGGUCAACAGCAGCAGGCCGAACGCAACCGCUACCUGCGCCUGCGGUACGACACGAUCGGAGCGUGGCUGUUCUCGCUGCCGAUCGUCGUGAUCGCCAUGCUGUUCAUGCACAUGCCUUACGGCAACUGGAUCAUGCUCAUACUGUCGCUGCCGGUAUUGUUUUUUUUCGGGCGCGGCUUUUUCGUCAACGGAUGGAAACAACUGCGCCACCGGCAGGCCAACAUGGAUACGCUGGUGGCCCUCAGCACGUCGAUCGCUUUCCUGUUCAGCCUGUUCAACACCGUUUACCCGCAGUUCUGGCUCCGGCGCGGACUCGAACCGCACGUCUAUUACGAAGCCGCCUGCGUAAUCAUCGCAUUCGUGCUGGUCGGCAAACUGCUCGAGGAACGCGCCAAAAGCAACACAUCGUCCGCCAUUAAAAGACUGAUCGGCCUGCAGCCGACCACCGCCCGGCUCGUGAGGGGCGAUCACGAAGAGGACGUUCCGAUCUCCGCAUUGCAGGUGGGCGACCGGGUUUCGGAGGCCGGGGACAAAGUGGUGGCCGGCACGAUCAAUUCGCGCGGGACGUUCGUUCUCGAAACCACCGGAGUCGGCAGCGACACGCUGCUGGCCCGGAUCAUCCGCAUGGUACAACAAGCCCAGGGCAGCAAAGCCCCGGUACAGCGCAUCGCCGACCGGAUCGCGGCAAUUUUCGUACCGACGGUCAUCGGCAUCGCGCUGCUGACCUUCGCGCUGUGGCUGGCCAUCGGCGGCAUGGACUAUUUUUCGAGCCGAGAACCAGAUCCUAAUCAAGGACGCGACGGCCUCGAACAACUGUGCCGGAUCGAUACCGUCGUCAUGGACAAGACCGGUACGCUGACCGAAGGGCGCCCUUCGGUCGUCGACUGGAUCGCCGCAGGCCCCGACCUGCCGGAGUACCGAAACAUGAUCUGCGCCGCCGAAAUGAAAUCCGAACAUCCGCUGGCCAGCGCCAUCGUAAACUACCUGUCGGCACACGAAGCGCAACCCUGCGAAGUGGCCUCGCGCCGCGCCGCCGAAGAAACGGACGUGCGGAUCGAAACGGCCCAGCAGACUGGCGCAAGCAUCGUCUAUUUCGGCACGGCCGACCGACUGCUGGCCGUCAUCGUUAUCAACGAUACGCUGAAAGCGACCACGCCGCCCGCCCUCGACCAACUGCGCAGGCUGCACAUCGACAUCGCCAUGCUGACCGGAGACAGCCGUAAGACAGCGGCCGCGCUGGCCGAACGGCUCGGCAUCCGCCAUUACCGGGCCGAAGUGUUGCCCGACGACAAAGACAAAUACAUCCAGCAAUUGCAGCGGGAAGGUAAGCGCGUAGCGAUGGUCGGCGACGGCAUCAACGACUCGCAAGCGCUGGCUCGCGCCGACGUCAGCAUCGCAAUGGGGCACGGCACCGACAUCGCAAUGGACGUCGCGAUGGUCACGCUGAUGAAUUCCGACUUGCUGCUGCUGCCGAAAGCCUACGUUCUGUCGCGCAAAACCGUCCGGCUGAUCCGGCAGAACCUGUUCUGGGCGUUUAUUUACAACCUGAUCGGCAUCCCGAUCGCGGCCGGCGUGCUCUACCCGCUGUACGGCAUCCUGAUGAAUCCGAUGCUGGCCGGAGCCGCCAUGGCGUUCAGUUCCGUAUCGGUAGUCGCCAACAGCCUGCGUCUGAAAUGGAUGUCCACAGGAACGCCGCCUCUUUCGUCCGGCCGCCCGAACAACGUUCGCGCCGAUUAA